Fulvia fulva is the source of this 525-nucleotide messenger RNA. RefSeq lists its product as uncharacterized. The transcript has a single exon. NCBI's taxonomy places the organism in Eukaryota, Fungi, Ascomycota, Dothideomycetes, Mycosphaerellales, Mycosphaerellaceae. Bases 1 to 525 code for a protein of 174 amino acids. The record is from RefSeq and is a predicted model, not a curated record.
AUGAUCGACACUGGGGCUUCAGCACGAAGAGAUCCACGCAGUGCACGACUACAAGCCCGCAAUCGCAACAAAGACAAUGCCACACCCGCCUCGUUACCUCAUCCUAGCACUACGAAGAUCUCUUCGAAUGGCAAUGAAAAGAUCAAACACGGCCGCAUCAUCAAAAGACAGGCCAGCAGUUCCAGCACCCGGCUCACGCCCGAGCAACGUCACGAACAGCAGCUCAGCUCCGCCAACACCCGCAUCACAGCCGCCGAAGAACAGCUGGCCGCUACAACCCGUCGUCUCCUCAAUAAGAUCCGGCUGAAGAAGCAGGUGCAGAGGACACUGGAUGAUAAUGUGAAGAACAGUUUAGAGGUCAUCAGAAAGCUUAAGAGAACGAAUAGCGGGUUGUUGUCGUGCUUGGCUUUGGCUACUGUGGCUUCAAUUUGGGAUCGUUGGGGUGGUGCUGAUGGGGUUAGUCAUGCUGCGAGUAGUCUGCUCGUCCCCGCGGUCACGGGGGUGAUGGAGAGGGUUUUGGGGUGA